CUGUUUACUAACUAACCCACCCAGUGUCUCUGCUUUAACUCCGCUUUAACUCAUCUUUAACUCUCAAACCGCUCACUGAACCGGGUUAUUCCAGCGAUUCGGGCCAGUUUAGCACAGUCUGGACCGGCAGGGGCAGAAGACCGCCUGCCAUGAAGACGAGCCCAGAUGACCAUCAGGUCGACGCUGUGGGGCCGUGGGGGUGAGAUGGAGGAGGCAGUGGUGGUGGAGAGUGGCAUCACGGAGAUUCCACAGAGCACUGUGGGGUGCGGAGAGAAUGGUACCAGCGUGGUGCUGGUCAGCAACCACAGCAGAGCCACACCCCCCCUCAGCGUGGUGUUGGCCACCGUCCUCUACUGUGCUGAGUUCAUCUGCGCUGCCGUACUCUGCGCCAGUUAUCACAACAACGGCGACAAGAUAUGGAUGGGCUUGACCAUCACCUUCGUGCUGGUGCCAUCCGUGCUCACCCAGCUCACCCUUACCUUCAUCCACCGGGACCUGGGGAGGGACCGGCCGCUGGUGCUGUUCAUGCAUCUGCUUCAGAUGGGACCGAUUAUCAGAUGUGUGGAAGCGCUGAUCAUUUACUGUAAAGCUGGAAAAAACGAGGAGCCUUAUGUUACAAUCACACGGAAGCGCAAGCUGAAGAACGGUAAAGCCGUCGGCUCUCCUAUGGAAUGGGAGAUCGGACACUCGGAGCGAAAGCUGGCUGUUCACCGCAACGCUUUCAAACGCACAGCUGUGAUCCAGGCUUUUCUGGGCUCGGCCCCUCAGUUAACACUACAGCUGUACGCCACCAUUCUGGAGAAAUAUCCACUGCCACCCAGAGUGGCUUUGAUGGUCAUCUCCCUGAUCUCAAUCACAUACGGAGCGCUGGUCUGCAGCGUUCUGGCCAUUCAGAUCCGGUACGACGACUACAAGGUGCGGAUGAAGUCCGGCGCCUACCUCUGCAUGGUAAUGUGGCGCGGCCUGGAGAUCACCGUCCGCAUCGCCUCCCUGGUGCUCUUCAGCACCACCCUCACCUUCUGGGUGAUCCCGGUGGGCCUCGGCAACCUGCUGAUCUUCUUCUUCCAGCCGUGGGUGGAGUUCUGGGCGAGGAGGGCCUCGCUGCCCGAGAACGUGGAGAAGAACUUCAGCAAGCUGGGCACCACCGUGGUGCUGUGCAUGGUCACGCUGCUCUACGCCUGCAUCAACAUCUUCUGCUGGUCGGCCGUCCAGCUCAACCUGGCCGACCACGACCUCAUCGAGAAGCAGCCGCGCUGGAGCCGGCUGGCCGUGUACUACACGCUGCGCUUCGUGGAGAACGUGGUGCUGAUGAUGAUGUGGUAUGUGUUCCAGUCGGACUUCUACACGUACAUAUGCGUGCCGCUGCUGGUGGUGCAGCUGAUCGUGUGCUACGGGCUGGCGGUGGUCUUCAUGCUGCUGUUCCAUCAGUUCUGCCACCCGGCCAGAAAGCUCUUCAAACAUAAUGUGGAGGACUGUCUGCGCUGCGCAUGCUGCUGCAGGAAAGACCGGUCGCUGUCGCAGUCUCAGUCGCAGUCUCAGGAAGAUGGAGUUCUAGUUACGGAGGAUGCACCACCCCCGGACCUCACCUCUCAGCUGGGGGAUCGAGAAACGGAUAUUCUAGAGGACACUAUGGAGGCGGCGUGAUCCAUUUGUUUCGGGCCAGACCUUGCAUAUUUGCACUGAACUGAUGCGUGCUCAGGACCUUCAGGUUUCAUUAAGGCAAUGCCUACGUUCACACAGCAGGUUAAAGUGGCCCAAAUCCUGUUUAUUUUAGAGAAUAUCUAUUUUUCAUUCUAAACACCAUUCAGCGAAAUCUGAUUCCACUUAUUUAAUCUGUCGAUCAGUUCCUUCUUCUUGUGUGCUUUAGUGCUGGAGUGCUUGAGACCUGCAGCCGUGCCGGUCCUGAUUUGUCUGGUUAGACUGUUUACACUAUUAAAUCAUUUUACAGUGAUCUAUAUCUGACAUAUUGAACAGAUCUGAAUAGUUCACACUCCUAAACUGAAGCUUAUUUGCUAAAGAGCAGCAGCGCUUCACGUGAAGUUUCGGUUUCAUCUUCUCCAGCAUCACAGGAGCUGUCUAGGAGUUCCAGUGUCUGCAGCUGGGUUGGCAUCCAUUUUCACUUCUCCUCGUGUUGUGAAAUGUAAAAAUUUUAAAUGUAGAAGAAGUCGCAUAAAUUCUGAUCUCAUGAUCAUAUACUGCGACUGGUUUGUGUUACAAAACGAUUUUUACUUGUUUACAAAGUUUACAUUACAGUAGCAGAGCAAAAAUCUGAUUUCUCAAGUUCAUAUAAACGUGUUGAUUGGGUUUAGCCACUUUUACCUGCCGUGUGAACUUAGCCGAGGUGAGGAGCUACACUGCUAAACUGAAAUUGCAGUUUAUUACAUGAACAAUUUCUGUGAUUUCAGUAUUAUUUUAUUUUUACAGCAUGAGGAUCUGGAAUGACACUGUGGUAAAGUUACAGGACUUACUGGUGUGGAAAUGAGCGGAGUUCGUUGAUUGAUUGACUGAUUUUCUGCUGGAUACCAAAGAAUGUCCUUUUGUUCACUGAUCAGUUUUGAGAGAUGCUUCGAUGCUUCACAAAGGUGUCUUUGAGAACAGGGCGGUCCACCUGUCUGUUGCCCAGGUGUGCUGGCAGCAUGCCAAAUAUCUGACUCGUAGAAAUCUGAUUAUUUUGGGCGCCUCUACUGCCUUACUGCCCUGUGGGUGAAAUAUAACAGACUAGACCAAAAGUAAAAAAAAAUUAAAUAAAAUAAAUAUAUAAUAAACAGGUUAUUCAGUCCUUUGUUGCCCUUAAGUGCUCUUUAAAACUCCAGUGUUCACAGCUAGGACUCAUUUCCUGUAAAACCGAGAUGGAGGAAGUGGUUUAAGGACACUGGAGCUCUUUGUGGAGUAAGACACACCUCUUCAGUUUUAAUACGUGACUCUGGAUUUUCCUUAUGACUCAUAAUCAGAAAAAAAUCUGUUGUGUUGAAAUGAAUGGCCUUGAUUUUAACAGCCAAAAAUGUCUUAAUUUGCUACAGAAUUGUUUUUUUGUUUGUUUGUUUCAACGGAUGGCUAUUUCUGGAUGGUUUGUGCCUAAAAGAUGUGCCUCCAAUCUACUGUACCUUGAAUAUAAUAUUAAUAAAAUAUUUUGAAUGUUUGAGA
Astyanax mexicanus (Mexican tetra) is the source of this 3144-nucleotide messenger RNA. It is a transcript of the gene xkrx, whose product is annotated as XK related X-linked. The transcript is spliced from 4 exons. The record is from RefSeq and is a predicted model, not a curated record. Gene Ontology annotation, cellular component: membrane. Lineage: Eukaryota; Metazoa; Chordata; Actinopteri; Characiformes; Acestrorhamphidae. Bases 166 to 1644 code for a protein of 492 amino acids.